AUGGAACAAGAAGAGCACGAAGUGUACGGUGCAGACAUUCCUGAUGAAGAGGUUGAGAUGGAAGCAGAGAUGGAAGCUGAACAACAAGGAGAUGAAGAACUUCCCCCCAAUCACACAACCAAGGAAUUGGAGGACAUGAAGAAGAGGCUGAAAGAGAUCGAGGAAGAAGCUAGCGCCCUUCGCGAAAUGCAAGCUAAGGUCGAGAAAGAAAUGGGCGCCGUUCAAGAUCCUGCUGGGUCUUCUGUAUCUCAAGCUGAAAAGGAGGAAGUGGAUGCUCGAUCGAUCUAUGUUGGCAAUGUUGACUACGCAUGUACGCCUGAAGAAGUCCAACAGCUUUUUCAGUCCUGUGGUACGGUCAACAGAGUGACAAUAUUGACUGACAAAUUUGGUCAACCAAAAGGAUUUGCUUAUGUAGAAUUUGUUGAGAUCGACGCUGUUCAGAAUGCUCUCAUUUUAAAUGAAACAGAAUUGCAUGGCCGACAGCUAAAGGUGUCUGCAAAAAGAACAAAUGUUCCUGGAUUGAAGCAGUACUUUGGAAGAAGACCUGCUGGUUUCCGUGCUAGGAGACCUUUCAUGCCUUCACCAUUCUUUCCACCAUAUGGUUACGGAAGGGUUCCGAGAUAUAGAAGACCGACACGAUACAGGCCAUACUAG
Lathyrus sativus (Indian pea) is the source of this 654-nucleotide messenger RNA. The record is from the annotation of a GenBank genome assembly. NCBI's taxonomy places the organism in Eukaryota, Viridiplantae, Streptophyta, Magnoliopsida, Fabales, Fabaceae.